Messenger RNA from Elephantulus edwardii (Cape elephant shrew), 603 nucleotides. RefSeq names its product guanylate cyclase activator 1B (retina) (gene GUCA1B). NCBI's taxonomy places the organism in Eukaryota, Metazoa, Chordata, Mammalia, Macroscelidea, Macroscelididae. The coding region runs from base 1 to 603 and encodes 200 amino acids. Gene Ontology annotation, cellular component: cone photoreceptor outer segment; photoreceptor inner segment. The transcript is spliced from 4 exons. Gene Ontology annotation, biological process: visual perception. Gene Ontology annotation, molecular function: calcium ion binding; calcium sensitive guanylate cyclase activator activity. The record is from RefSeq and is a predicted model, not a curated record.
AUGGGGCAGCAGUUCAGCUGGGAGGAGGCGGGGGUGGCCGAGGAGAUGGACGUGGCCGAGCUCCAGGAGUGGUACAAGAAGUUUGUGGUGGAGUGUCCCAGUGGCACCCUCUUCAUGCAUGAGUUUAAGCGCUUCUUCAGGGUUGCAGACAACGAGGAGGCCAACCAGUACGUCGAGGGCAUGUUCCGAGCCUUCGACAAGAAUGGGGACAAUACCAUCGACUUCCUGGAGUAUGUGGCAGCCCUAAACCUUGUGCUGAGGGGUACACUGGAGCACAAACUGAAGUGGACGUUUAAGAUCUAUGACAAGGACCGCAAUGGCUGCAUCGACCGUGUGGAGCUGCUAGACAUUGUGGAGGCGAUCUACAAGCUGAAGAAAGCCUGCCGGAUGGAGGUGGCGGACAAGCAAGACCAGCUGCUCACGCCCGAGGAGGUCGUGGACAGGAUCUUCCUCCUGGUGGAUGAGAACGGCGACGGCCAGCUGUCUCUGGAUGAAUUCCUCAAAGGGGCCCGCCGUGACAAGUGGGUGAUGAAGAUGCUGCAGAUGGACGUGAAUCCCAGUGGCUGGAUCUCCCAACAAAGGCGGAAAAGUGCUAUGUUCUAA